Bombina bombina (fire-bellied toad) is the source of this 1946-nucleotide messenger RNA. RefSeq names its product chaperonin containing TCP1 subunit 6A (gene CCT6A). The record is from RefSeq and is a predicted model, not a curated record. Lineage: Eukaryota; Metazoa; Chordata; Amphibia; Anura; Bombinatoridae. Gene Ontology annotation, molecular function: ATP binding; ATP hydrolysis activity; ATP-dependent protein folding chaperone. Gene Ontology annotation, biological process: protein folding. The transcript is spliced from 14 exons. Gene Ontology annotation, cellular component: chaperonin-containing T-complex. The coding region runs from base 94 to 1689 and encodes 531 amino acids.
CUUCUUUCUUCUACAGCGCGGUGUGGUAGGGAAGUGAGGCCUGGCCGUUAGCUGACUCACUGUCCUUCUCCGGCCUCUUGCAACGCUUUCGUGAUGGCUGCAGUUAAAGCUCUUAAUCCCAAAGCGGAGGUGGCCCGGGCUCAAGCGGCUCUGUCUGUUAACAUCAGUGCGGCUCGUGGGCUCCAAGAUGUGCUGCGCACUAACCUCGGGCCUAAAGGCACAAUGAAGAUGCUUGUGUCUGGUGCUGGAGAAAUUAAGCUUACCAAAGAUGGCAAUGUGCUUCUUCAUGAAAUGCAAAUUCAGCACCCCACCGCCUCCCUGAUAGCAAAAGUAGCAACAGCUCAAGAUGAUAUUACUGGAGAUGGAACUACUUCUAAUGUCCUCAUUAUUGGAGAGCUUCUGAAGCAAGCUGAUCUGUAUAUCUCAGAGGGUCUUCACCCUAGAAUUGUGACUGAAGGAUUUGAAGCGGCAAAAAUAAAAGCACUUAAAGUUUUGGAUCAGCUUAAAGUAUCCAAAGAAAUGGACAGGGAGACGCUUGUUAAUGUAGCAAGAACUUCUCUGCGAACAAAGGUUCAUGCUGAACUAGCUGAUAUUUUAACCGAGGCUGUUGUGGAUUCUGUUUUGGCUAUUAGACAAGAAAAUGAACCUAUUGAUUUGCACAUGGUUGAAAUUAUGGAAAUGAAACACAAAACUGAAAGUGAUACAAAGUUGAUAAGGGGACUUGUUCUUGAUCAUGGAGCUCGUCAUCCUGACAUGAAGAAAAGAGUAGAAGAUGCUUUUAUUCUCACAUGCAAUGUGUCACUGGAAUAUGAAAAAACAGAAGUGAAUUCUGGCUUCUUCUACAAAAGCGCAGAAGAAAGGGAAAAAUUAGUAAAGGCAGAACGGAAGUUUAUUGAAGAGAGAGUUAACAAAAUCAUAGCACUGAAACAAAAGGUGUGCGGCGAUACUGGCAAAGGUUUUGUUGUCGUUAAUCAAAAGGGAACUGAUCCAUUUUCUUUGGAUGCACUUGCUAAAGAAGGAAUUGUAGCACUUCGGAGAGCAAAGAGGAGGAAUAUGGAAAGAUUGACUCUGGCUUGUGGCGGCAUUGCUAUGAAUUCAGUAGAUGAUCUCACUCCAGAUUGUUUGGGACAUGCUGGUCUUGUCUAUGAAUACACUUUGGGUGAAGAAAAGUUCACUUUUAUUGAAGAGUGUGACAACCCGCGCUCUGUGACUCUGCUUGUCAAAGGACCAAAUAAACACACACUAACACAAAUAAAAGAUGCAAUCAGAGAUGGACUGCGUGCUGUCAAAAAUGCAAUUGAAGAUGGUGCUGUGGUACCAGGAGCAGGUGCAUUAGAAGUUGCAAUUGCUGAUGCCCUUGUCAAACAUAAACCCAGUGUUAAGGGACGAGCCCAGUUUGGUGUGCAGGCUUUUGCUGAUGCUCUUCUCAUCAUUCCCAAGGUCCUUGCACAAAAUUCAGGCUAUGAUCCACAGGAAACCCUGAUAAAACUUCAGACUGAAUAUGCAGAAUCGGGCCAGCUUAUUGGUGUUGAUCUGAACACUGGUGAACCCAUAGUUUCUGCUGAAGCUGGAAUCUGGGAUAACUACAACGUCAAAAAGCAGCUUCUUCAUUCAUGCACUGUCAUUGCAAGUAAUAUCCUUUUGGUGGAUGAAAUCAUGCGAGCUGGAAUGUCGUCAUUGAAAGGGUGAAACCACUGACUUUGUUAUCAUUGCGGUUACAGUACCAGAGUAUCACUUCAAGGCAUUCAGCUACAGCACCGCUACAUUUGCAGAACAUAUUUGCAGAGGGAAGUGGAAUCUGAAGCGUGGUCCCCUAAAAUAGCACCUAUUGAAAUUAAUUUGUUCUAAUGUUGAAAUAUAUUUAUUCUUUUUUUUUAUAGCACUGAAAAGUACAUGCUGCCCAGCAGUCUUUGUACUCAAUAAAAAGAAAACAAAUUUGCUCUUCA